UGUUGUUAUUGUCGUUGAUGUCGUCGCGGCGCGCGCUUUGCUCUCGUGCGGUUCCCCAAUCGGAUGACAUUAUCUGAGGCCCGCGGGAUAUAUCUGCAGCGUUGUCUUUGUUGUUGUUUUUUGUCAGACAGUCUUAAAUUAAAAGCGAGCAAAGUCUUCGCACCUCGGGCACGCCCACAACGCCCAAGCAGAAGCAGAAGUCAAGCUAAACCAAAAACGUACCCACUCCAACGACAACCAACAACAACAAUCGACUCACCACCCCCAACCCAACCCAACCCAACAGCCCUUGGGGGGCCAUGCAUCUUUAAUCAGCCCUGAUGAAUUUCGUGGAUGUGCAAAUGUUUGCAGCGAAUGAAUAAAGCAUUAAAUAAGCACUUCCAGGCAUUUGUCAACGCGACGCAACGCAACGGCAAAGUGAAAAUUAAAGUGAGUCGCGCAAAAAUUGAGAUAAAUGUUUCACAAUUAAAGCAGCAUUUCAAGCGGAUUACUUUAACUACGCCAACUUUUGCAUAUUUGAAAUCAAACGCAUAAAUAAUAUUUAAUCUGUUGCUGAAAUUUAAGCAUAAAAUGGAACCCAAAUCCAGCUUAAGCUCACAGGAGGAACGUGCUCUUAAAAGUUCAGAGAAACUCAAAAUGCUGGAUAUAACGCGAGACAAGCCAGUGAAGGUGUCCGUUAAAGUGGCGGUGCCGGUGCGGGAUCAUCCCAAAUUCAAUUUUGUGGGCAAGCUGCUCGGUCCGAAGGGCAACUCAAUGAAGCGUCUCCAGGAGGACACAAUGUGCAAAAUGGCCGUGCUGGGACGCGGCUCGAUGCGCGACCGCCGGAAGGAGGAGGAGCUGCGAGCCAGUGGCGACAGCCGUUACGCCCAUCUCUUUGAGGACCUGCACGUGGAGAUUUCGACCUUUGCCGCGCCCGCCGAAGCACACGCGCGCAUUGCCUACGCCCUGGCGGAAGUGCGUCGGUUUCUGGUUCCGGACUACCAUGACGAUAUACGACAGGAGCAGAUGUGGGAAAUGCAGGCACUGACAUCGACGCCCACGCUGAGCCAUCUCGACGACUCGCAGAGCCCGACAAACACGACUCGCGGCCUAGGCGGCGGCCUCGCUGACAUGGACACGUCCAACGAUGAGAAAUCGGACAACGAAACCAGCGGCAUGGAUUGCCUUUCCCCGGACAAGCUCGACUGUGGUCAAUCCUGCAGCAGCAGCGGCGGCGACACACAGCUCCAGCACCAACACCAACAUCACCACCAUCCACAUCAGCAUCAUCAGCAGCAGCAGCAGCAGCAUCCACAGCAGCAGCAACAACAGCAGCAGCAUCAUCAUCAUCAGCCAGCGCACUUCCAUCAGCUAUUGCAAACACAUGGCGGAGCAAGUGCCGCCGCUGCGGCUGCCGCCUGUGGUGACCAUCUAGCUGGACAGACAACCACUGCAACAGCAGCUGCUCUUCACACCACAGCAAUGGCUGUGGCACUGCAGCAUCAGUUGACAGCUGCCGGCAUCGGUGGACUGCUGAAGCCAGCGCAAGGUGUGGGCGUCGGAGUGGGAGGUGGCAUGUCUGGACUGCCGACAGCACAGAGCAGCGCAUCGGCUCUGCAGCUGGGGGGCAGCGAGGGAGAUGCGAAUGCGUCGACGUUGACGCUGCUUGAUCCACCCGGAGCACUGUUGCAUCCCGCGUUGCGCAACGUGAAGGCCAUCAACAUAGGUGGCGGCCUUGGACGUAAGCGACCGUUGCUGGGCGUCCCGCGGUCCGGAAUGAAUCCCACAAAGCGCACCGUGAUGAGCUUGCUGGCGCGGGCCAAGAAUUCGCAGUCGCUGCACGCAGUCCGUCAACCCGUCGUCACCGCCACCAGUUUUGCCGAGCCCCUGCAGAUGCUGGCAUCACCUUUCAUCAUUCCGCACCAGGGCAUGGAUCAGUCGAUCAUAGCGCUGCCCAAGGAGAGUCUCGCCCAAGGCGUCUAACCCUACGACUUCUAUACGCUGCGCAGCACUGAUGGUCCAACCUGACCGACUACAAUUGCCCCGCCUCCUUCUUCUAAAGACACAGAAAUACUCGUAAGUUAAGAUUACCAAAAAAUACACACCGCAAUUUAUGGAAUAACCGAACGAACGAUCGAUCGAUCGAUAACAAAUGUCGGAAUAUCGAUACACACACACACGAGUGCUUUACAAGUUCCGAUAACAAAAUGCGAAUCUAUCGAGCGAUGCUGCUUGUCGACCGACCCGACUUGGGGACUAACGGUACACGUCUUUGAAGAAGCUCCAGAGGUAAUACCGAUACCAGAGAGCCUACUGUCUACACACGAUUUGUUUUAAGCGAAAUAUAAAUAAAUGAAGCAAGUAUUUUUAAUGCGAUGUUUUAUUUCAAAAACCAACAAAAAAUAUUUGAAAAAAAAACUUUAAAACUUAAAGAUAAAUGAUAAACAAAAGAAAACUAAAAACAAAAAUGAAAAAAAAACAAAAAAAAAAAAAAAAGAAAUGAUAAACUAAAUUAGAGUCAAAUUAAUGAAGAACUUCAAUAGAAUUACAAUGUAAACGCAAUUACUUUAAAUAAAUUACUUUAAACAUAUAUACACACACAUUUGCAAGUACCAUAUAUACAUACAUAUACAUACAAGAAAUAUACUUAUAUACACUACAUGCAUAUAUGUACUUAAAUCUAUAUACUAAAAAUGUGUUGAAGUAAAAUGAGAACCCAAAAAAAAAAAAACAAAACAAAAUACAAAUCUAAACACAAGCCACAUAAACUGAUAAUAAUUUUUGGAGUACUUUAAUGCAGAAAAUUAACGAAAGAGAGAGAAACAGAGAAAUAGAGCUCAGUACAAGAAAAGUGAAGCCAAACCAAAGAUCAUGCAAAAAAAAAAAAACAUUCGCGAAUAUUCUUCCCAGAAAGAACCUAAGAUUACUUUUGCGUAGAUUGAUGCGAUCAGAAGAAAAAGAAUAGUAUCGAAUCCUGGAUUUAAUUGAUCACUGCGAUCCCACCGCCUUCUGCUUGUUUCAUAUAUUAAAUCCAAAUGUUGUUAAUGGAAAUGUUAGUGUUAUAGGAUUAAUUAUUCGGUUUCAGUUUCAACGCUUCAAACAAGCAAGUUGCAAAACAUCGAAAACAAAUGAAUUCCACAGACCAAUUCCAAAUCUUUUCGCUGUCCCAUCCGAGAAACACAUAACAUGAGCUUGAGAAUUUUUCAACUUUGUUGUCUCAAUUAUUUUCUGAAAACAUUUGCUACAAAUUUAUUGCGAUUUCACAAUAAUUCGUAAUUGUAAUUGCUUAAUGUUAAUUAUUGAUAAUAAAUAAAUAGAAAUAAUUGAUUUCAAGAAUAUAAUUAUUAAAUGAAUUGGAAGUGAAUUUAUCUAAUUUGCACAAUACAUGAAGUGAAUUUAAUCCAAGUGUUUGGCAAUUUAUUACGUGGCAUUGAUUCAUGCAAAUGCAAAAAGCAAAACGAUCAGAUUUAAAAUACUCGAUAUACACUUAAAGGAAAUAUGAAUCUAAAUGUGCACUCAAUGCAUUCAUAGCUAAAUAUAAUCGCAAUACGAAUACAAACCAAAAAAUAAAUAAAAAGAGAGAAAAACAAAUACAAAAAAAAAAAAACAAAAAAAUACAUACAAAACAUAAAUAGUA
Drosophila albomicans is the source of this 3616-nucleotide messenger RNA. Its product is annotated as RNA-binding protein asd-2. Gene Ontology annotation, cellular component: nucleus. The coding region runs from base 571 to 1962 and encodes 463 amino acids. Gene Ontology annotation, molecular function: mRNA binding. Lineage: Eukaryota; Metazoa; Arthropoda; Insecta; Diptera; Drosophilidae. The transcript is spliced from 8 exons. The record is from RefSeq and is a predicted model, not a curated record. Gene Ontology annotation, biological process: regulation of alternative mRNA splicing, via spliceosome.